Messenger RNA from Rana temporaria (common frog), 3122 nucleotides. RefSeq names its product ELAV like RNA binding protein 2 (gene ELAVL2). The record is from RefSeq and is a predicted model, not a curated record. Gene Ontology annotation, molecular function: RNA binding. The transcript is spliced from 9 exons. Gene Ontology annotation, cellular component: ribonucleoprotein complex. Bases 621 to 1796 code for a protein of 391 amino acids. NCBI's taxonomy places the organism in Eukaryota, Metazoa, Chordata, Amphibia, Anura, Ranidae.
GGCAGGUGUGUGCGACGCUAGUAGUGUCAGUGCAGAGAGAAGAGCGCUGGCUGGACAGGCUAGUGCAUAGGGAGAGCUUUUUUUUUUUAUGUACAUUUAUAUAUAAAUACACCAGCCGCUCCACCUCCCUCCUUUUUUAACAUAAGCUACCUACCCGAUUUUUGUUCUACCUCCCCAUCUUAGUGCAGAAGAUCUCUGCAGGCAUCAAUUAAAAAGAAACAGAGAGAGAUCUAAGUGAAAAGGGGAAGACUUGAUAAAAAACGGGGGACACUUCUUCCACCCUGGCUUUGUAACGCCUUACUAGCCAUCCCCUUUUCUUUGUUUUGCCUCUGCUUUAGUUUAGAUUAGCAUCAGCAGCCACAAGCUACAAAGCUGCUCUCUUCCAGUUAAGCUCUUUCUUUUUUUUCCUUCUCUUUUCUCCUAGACUGACUCUUCUAGAGGUUCCUUAGCGCUCUUCUUCUUUAUUUCAGGGGGCUGUCUAUGGGUUGUCCCUGGGGCUGUGUGUAGUGUAGGGUAUUGGAAUAAUCAGCAAUACAGAGGAGCCCAGCAUUGCCCAUCGCCUCUCCACCCUUGCGGAGAAGAGCUCACCCUUUUACAAAAGACGGCAACUCCAAACUAACAUGGCAGUGAGACUGUGUGAUGUGGCUUCUCUGCUUAGAAGUGGUUCGUGGGCAGCAGAGCCUUGGACUGGGCAGGUAAUAGCUGCCAUGGAAACACAGUUGUCCAAUGGUCCCACAUGCAAUAACACAGGCAAUUGUCCAAACUCGAUGAACAACUGCACAUCUCCCGUGGACUCCAACAAUACAGAGGACAGCAAGACCAAUUUAAUAGUCAACUACCUUCCUCAGAACAUGACCCAGGAGGAAUUGAAGAGCUUAUUUGGAAGUAUUGGAGAGAUUGAAUCAUGUAAGCUUGUGCGGGAUAAAAUAACAGUAGAAGGACAAAGCUUGGGUUAUGGUUUUGUGAACUACAUUGACCCCAAGGAUGCUGAGAAGGCGAUCAAUACCCUGAAUGGACUAAGGCUUCAAACAAAAACCAUUAAAGUGUCCUAUGCUCGCCCAAGUUCAGCUUCUAUUCGGGAUGCAAACCUGUAUGUCAGUGGACUUCCAAAAACAAUGACCCAAAAAGAAUUGGAACAGAUGUUUUCCCAAUAUGGCCGCAUUAUUACAUCCCGCAUUUUAGUUGACCAAGUAACUGGUGUAUCAAGGGGUGUUGGCUUUAUUCGGUUUGACAAAAGAAUUGAGGCUGAGGAAGCUAUUAAAGGCCUAAAUGGACAGAAGCCUCCUGGAGCUACUGAGCCUAUAACGGUCAAGUUUGCCAACAAUCCAAGCCAAAAAGUGAACCACACCAUUCUUUCACAAUUGUACCAGUCCCCGAAUCGAAGAUACCCAGGACCACUUGCUCAGCAAGCUCAGCGAUUUAGGUUGGACAAUCUGCUCAAUAUGGCUUAUGGAGGAAUAAAGAGUAGGUUUUCGCCAAUGACCAUUGAUGGUAUGACAAGUUUGGCUGGAAUAAACUUUCCUGGACACGCUAGCACUGGAUGGUGUAUAUUUGUAUACAACCUGGCACCCGACGCAGAUGAAAGUAUUCUGUGGCAAAUGUUUGGCCCCUUUGGAGCUGUCACCAACGUUAAGGUCAUCCGUGAUUUCAACACAAACAAGUGCAAGGGCUUUGGGUUUGUGACUAUGACAAACUAUGAUGAGGCAGCAAUGGCUAUCGCCAGCCUUAAUGGGUACCGCUUGGGUGACCGAGUCUUGCAGGUGUCUUUCAAAACAAGUAAAUCGCACAAAGCUUAAAGUAACCUCACUCCUAUUAACACACAAACGUCAUAAGCAAGUUUAAAAACUUUACACGUUGAUCGCUCUUACAGGCGUGUGUGUGGGGGAAUGGGGUGAGGUAAGUCAGAAUGUGUUAACUUUAGGACGUGUAUUUGUUUUGUCUUUGCGUAUCUUAUUUUUAUGUUUGAAUAUGGACGCUAGGUAACAGGGUUUUUACCUGUCUCAUUGCAUUCUAAAUCCUUGAGAUUAUGAAGUCUUUUAAAAUGUUUGUGCAAUGGGAAGAAAGUUACUGUACAUUUUUGUUUUACUCUGCCUUUAAGUGUAUGUUAAAGAAGGUGUUUUUCUUUUUCUUCUUUUUUUUUUUUUUUCUGUUUUUAUGUAUGCCUUUAAUGCUAUACAGUUAUUAACUUUAUUUUAUAUUUGGUUUUGGUUUGUUUUAUGAAACAAACCUAUAUUUAUGUUCUAACUUAUGUUAAGAGGCAAAAGCAGCCUCAAUUAUAACGCCUAUUGUAAGAUUACUGGAGACUUUUCAUAAAGUAAGUACCUUGCCAAAGAGAUAAGAACCUCUUUGAUGUGGGUUUCAAAUGACAAAAAGCAUCUAUUUUUAUAAAAAAUUAAAAUAAAAAAAUUUGAACAAACUUUUUACUGGUCCUGGAACAAACUAUUUUGACUUGAAUACUUUGCAAAAUCUACUUCAUAUGACAACCUUGUGAGCUUUUAAAACUUACCAGGAUGUGUUUGUGUGAUCAUUAUUUUUGAAAGAAAGGGAUACUAAAGCUGGGAGGGAAUGAAAGUUACUUAUGGAAAAAAAUAAAAAUAAUUUCGUUUUUUGUUACUGUAUUUGUAUGAAAUUGAGACUGAGUGUUUUAUUCAGUCUUUCUCCUGGUUAUUCAGAAUUGCUCACAUAAAAUUCUCAUUUUAAGACAAAAUGAGACAAAAAUCAAAGUAUAUAUGAGCCUAGCAGAGAGAAUUAAAUUUAUGAAAGUUUUGGAUAGAAAGAAAUCUGUUCUUCCUAAAGUAUUCCCUUCAGAAGGCGCUCAUGGUGUUUAGUGAUGUACUUGUCUUGUUUAGAAGAGUUAAUUUUUUUAUUUUAUUUGUACAAUUGAAUACUUUUCUGUAAGGAAAGAAGAUGCACAUUUGGUGGCACAGCCAACCUGCAAAGUGGCACAAUUUUGGCAAUUAACAUAAUUUUGUUUAAGCUGGCACCUGAGCUUUUGUAUGUUGUAAAUAUGAAUUUAAUUUAAAAUCCAAUGAAAAAAAGUCAUUAUGGUGACUGCAAUCUCUCCAGAGGCUUGCUGUGGGUGUUGUGUUCACCAUCUUGAAUCAGUGUGUUUUUUUUUUUUU